Messenger RNA from Coregonus clupeaformis (lake whitefish), 1646 nucleotides. Its product is annotated as caldesmon, smooth muscle-like. Gene Ontology annotation, molecular function: actin binding; calmodulin binding; myosin binding. The coding region runs from base 221 to 1303 and encodes 360 amino acids. NCBI's taxonomy places the organism in Eukaryota, Metazoa, Chordata, Actinopteri, Salmoniformes, Salmonidae. Gene Ontology annotation, biological process: muscle contraction. The record is from RefSeq and is a predicted model, not a curated record. The transcript is spliced from 12 exons.
GAGGGAGAGAGAAGAGGAGGCAGAGAAACAGAGGCAGGAGCAAAUUAGGGUUCUCAAGAAGAGAGAGGAGGACCAAAGACCAGAUGCUGAGGAGAAGCCCCAGUUGAAAGAGAAGAGAAAAGAUGUGAAGGUCUCCUACACAUCCCAAGUUGUCCUGCAUACGGAGACAAAGCAUGGUAACACCAACGGAGACACAGCUGGGGAGGAAUUUACAUCAUACAUGGCCAAAACCAAAUUAAGGGCUCCCAGUCAUCCUUCCAUCUAUCCCUCCAUCUCUCCCAGGGCUGUGGUACAAGUUGCAGCGGUCGAGCCUGAGGAGGAGGCAGAGGCCAUCUUAGAGGCCAAGCUGGAGAAGAUCCGACCUAGCCACACGGAGAAGGAAAACCAGGAGCUUGAGCAGCUCAGACACAAGCAGGCUGAGGCCGAGCAGGAGCUGGAGGAGCUGAAGAGGAGGAGGGAGGAGAGACGCCAGGUCAGGGAGGGGGAGGAGCGCAGGAGCAGGGAGGAGGAGCAGCAGCGCCUGGCCAAGGAUGAGGAAGAGAAGAGGAGGAUGAAGGAGGACAUAGAGAGGAGGAGGAUGGAGGCAGCAGAGAGGAUGAAGAGUCUCAGUACCUCCAGCGUGGACGGAGAUGAGUUGUUUAGCCCGCUCAGUCCCAAAGGCUCCAUCUACAAGAGAGAGAAUGAUGAGAGUUUGACAGCAGAAAAUACAUUAUUGAUCACAGAAAGAACAGAAUCCUUGAACCGGUCCCUAAAGAAAAGCAACAGCUUCAAGAAGACACAGCUCCCUGUUCUCCUCGCCAAGAUCGAUGACAGGCUGGAGCAGUACACCCACGCUAUCGAGUACUCCCAGGAGGCCAAGGCAGUCAAACAGGGCCUGAUGGACAUCCCAAUGUCACCUGAAGCAGUGUCCUCCAAGAAGCACUUGUUUGAGGCUGGAGAGGCUUGGAACCAGAGCCCGACCAAAGGCACACCAUCCAAGGAUGUUGAGGGUCUGAAGGUGGGCGUGGCAGACCUGAUCACCCAGUGGGUGAAGGGAAACCCAGAUGGCACCAGCAGGAACUCCCCCCCAAGACCAGCUGAUGUAAAAGCUGGUGACGUGAUGCAGAAAAAGAACAUGUGGGAGAUCAUUGGAGAAACAUCCCCUGGGAGAUCAGGAGCAGGGGCAAAGGGCAAUCCAUCUGGUAAAAGGUACAAAUUUGUGAUGACUGCUCAUGGCAAAUAUGAGAAGAUUCCUGUUGAUGAUGAUGAAAAUAUGUAUGAAUACAUUAAUGGAAAAGCAGACAUAUGCCAUGGUGAAUAUUGAAAUACAUGUGUGGUGGCAAAGACUUUCUAUUCAAGAUGGUAUGAACUUCAACAACUCCGGUCAGCUUGUCAGCAAACCCUGUGAUGAUAUCCUGAAGUAACACUUGUUAUGAAAACAAUAUAAUUCACAGUUAUACCUUUCCUACCACAUUUAGUAGCUAACUUUUGAGAACUUUUCAAAUGGUUAGCCGUUGCUUUGUUUUGUAUAUCUCUAUAUUCACUUUGUACAAAGCAAUGAGAACUCCCCAAUUCCAUUUAAUCUUCAGACAUAAACUGAGUGUACAAAACAUUAAGAACACCUACUGUUUCCGUGACAUAGACUGACCAGGUGAAUCCAGGUGAAA